AUGUGGCUAUGGUUUCUGUUGGGCCUCGGCUCGGUCCUCACGGCGGAGGGCGCCGGCGCGGGCGCCGCUCGACUCGUCUGCUAUGUAGAAAACGCGCGAAUCACCGACUUACGGGAAUGCACCCACCUGGUCUAUACGGGAAAAAUUAGGGACGAGAAACUGGACGGAGUACUCGAAGGCUAUAGAAGUCAGAACCCCAAGUUGAAGAUAAUCGUGCGAGUUACGACCGAGGACAAGGAUUAUAAGACAGUCUUGAAGUCAAAAUACAUCCAAGGUCUCGAGGUAUACAACGCUCACGAGACCUUCGACCGCAGCAAAGUCUCGGAGCUGGUGAAGGCGGCACGCAGCGCUAUAUCCUCCGCUAGCAAAGGUCCUCUUCUAUUGGCUUUACCUGCACACCCCGAGCUCCUCGCAAAGUAUUAUGAUUUGAGGGAAUUGGUUAAAGUGGCAGAUCUGAUGAUGGUCCAAACCCACGCUUUGGGUGUCGUGAAGAAAAUGACGUAUCACCCGAGCCGUUUGAGUGGCUUAUGGGACAUGAUGAAUACGGAUUCAGUCGUAGACUUAAUUAUUGGUUUAGGCGUCCCAGCCUCCAAAAUAGUGGUAAGUCUACCCGCGACGGUGCGCCGGUUCUCUCUACAGAACGAAACCCUCAGUACCCCGGGCAGUCCAACACGGGAUGAGGAACCUCGAGAGAUGGAUCAGUCCGAGUUGUGCCGGACCUUGCAAAAGGGGCGCUGGACGCUCGAGCGAGACCAGGAUUUGUCAGCGCCUUACGCUUUUCAGAACCUGACCUGGAUUUCAUUCGAAGAUGCGUCCUCGGUGGACGUAAAGGGAAAAUAUGCACGCGUUCGAGGCUUGGCUGGAUUAGCUCUGGUGGACGCCGAUCGGGAUGAGGAUACACUAUGUGGCUUUUCACUCAGGAGAAUCCUACACAAAGUGCUCAACCAACAAAGUAGAGCGCCCAGAGCUGCCGUGCUUCGGUCCCUGGAAAACGAGAUACUUUCAGCCGGCUCAGCCGAGGGGCGGGUUUUGGACGCACUUCAGGUCUCGCCUUACCGCAUCACACAAGUUGUCGACUCAGACGGUGUUAUUCACAGCAUUCGAGAGGACACCAGGACGGAAUUCUCGUGUUCACGCCAGGGUUACUUCGUCCAUCCACGGUCUUGUGCGCGCUUUUACCGUUGCGUGAAGUUUGAUCAAUAUUCACCUGAUUUCACUGUGUUCGAGUUCGAUUGUCCCGUGGGAUUGGCUUUCGACGCUCGCUAUGAAGUGUGCGUCUGGCCCGGGUCUCUGCCGGACACCGGCACCUGUCCCGGAACGGCCGAGAUCGCCCCGGUCCCUGCCACUAGAUUUAUAUGUCCUACAGAAGAAGGUUUUUAUGUAGAUCCAGAAAACUGCCGCUGGUUCUUUGCCUGCCUAGACCACGGCAAGUCACCGCUGACCGCGUACGAGUUUCGAUGUCCUUUCGGUCUCGGAUUCGAUGCCGCGCGUCUGCGAUGCGAUUGGCCAUGGCUCGUGCCCGCUUGCGGAAAUAUUGGAAGAUACGAGGCGGAAGCGUUUGGCCUUUCUACUGCUGCACUAACAGGAGCCACGGGGUUUCAGGGUAGGACGGCAAACGCAGUAAAUAUUGCGGCGCACCAAAAUCUAGUUUCCGGUGCCGCAGUCGGGAAUUUAGUUGGCGUUCGAAAUGGCUUUUUAGACAAGCACGACGCUCUCGAUGCUAACUUUAUAGCGACUCAGGAAGUAGACGAUUUUAGGAACUACCAACUCGAUUAUUCCAACCUCGGCAGCCAAGGGGAAUCGAGCGGCGUGUCUUAUAAGGUUGUAGCGGCCGAUGCCAUUAACAAGGGUCUAGUUCAAGCGACUAAUUAUGAUGAUGAUAAAGAAUACACGAGUGGAUCUAUCAUACUCGACGAUUACAGACUCCCAACGGGGAAAAAGUUAUCAGGGAAUUACAAUCAAGCUUCUCGUGAGGCGGCUGCUACUAUUUCGGCUAACCUUCAAUAUGACUCUGGGAAAUAUAAGGGUAACGACGCUUCCUCCGCAGCGUCUUACUCGUUUCGUCAAGUUCCCUCUAAUUUAAGAAGUGGUGCGUAUCGGAAAGACUAUCGUGGGGCGUACGUUCACAAUCCGAUAGGUGAUCGCGCAAAACCUUACCAACAUAUCGAAGUACCGCCUGUGCCUUAUGAACACCUCGACAUUAACAGUAAAGACUACUUUAAUUUUGACAAGGGAACGUACGUCGGAUCUCACGAACAGGACUCUACGAAAAGUAACGGAUACGAUUAUCCAAAGCCUGGUGUCCAAUUUCAUGAGGGCUUCGAGUCUCACCCCUAUACUGUGAAUAACGAGUUUUUGUCCCAAACUCAAUCAUCGGGCACCUAUCGCGGCUCUUAUGGAACUGGUGGUAUCGCAACAUACGUCACCGAUGAUAAAGUUUAUCCUGGUGCACCUCACACCUUAACAGCCGGUGCUGUCAAUGUCGGUUUUGUUGGAAAAACUACAUUAGUUGAUGAUGCGAAUCGGUUUACUUUUGAGCACCACGUACCAAAACCGGUUGUGACAGUUACACACGUUGGAACCGAUAGUGGGAACCUCGAUGGAUACGGCUAUCUUACCACUCCAGCUUCUGCAAUAGAAGUUACAACUUCUUCACCGAUCACCUUAAGAACUACAUACGAACCUCAAACUCCGAAGACUAGUGUGAAACAAAUAUUUACUCAGACUCAACCUGCGAUUACAUACGUUGAACCGAAGAUCGUCGCAGUGACGCCUAAUGUAGAAGUUGCAGGCUUCAAUACUAUCCAUAACUACGAAAACACAUACUCUAAUGCUAGGACAGAAGCUGGUGAAGUGGAAUCUAAAGGUUACAGUUAUGCUAGGCCGAGCGUUAGUUUCGAAGACGGCUUUACGUAUUCCACUACGCCGGCUGCAGUUGUAGUGACCAAACUGAGACCAAAAAGUUUCUCACACAACCGACUGACUCUUCAUUCACAUACUGGAAUUUCGGAAUCGUCCACACCUGUGCCCGUCACUGAGGAACCCUUUAAGCGAAUAGUCGCGUAUACGACAGGAGACGGUUAUGUUCUGCCAACGAGCCAAUCGCACAGCCAACAGAGUAUACGUAAAACUUACGAGAGACCAACUCCGCCAGCCGUAACUUUCGUACCGGUAGUGGAAACUAUCCAACACACCAGUAAAACUCCUAAAGUCAGUCAUAUAAGCAAUAACCUCUAUAAGCAAUUUAGCACUCCAGUCCGAGUUGAGGCACAUAUACAGCACCUUACUCCUGAGUUUGAUUAUAGCGCAGGAACAUCUUUUGUCGCUUCAUCGACCGAGCGUGUUACGGAGACUACGGCGAGGACUAUUUAUGAAAAUCCUCUUUUAAAGUAUACCGUAAAAGCUACCCCAGAAACCGACCAACACUUGUAUACACUCCAAGCCUCCCCUGUAUCUUCUUAUCACACACACUUCAAUAGCGAAAAAAUAUUGCACGAUAACCAACGUUUUGGUUAUGAUUAUUCACGGCCUUCUGUAAAAUUCGAUGAAACUGGAAUUAAGGUCCCAUUUUCAGAAUCAACGGAACAGCCGCUGUCGUACAGUCAUGAGAGUAUACUUAGAAGCUCUGGUAAUACAAACUCUGGUUUUUAUGAAAAUCCACCUACAGUGUCAGUUCAAUCACCUAUUAUAGCCUUUGAAACUAGCGACAUCUAUUUACAACCAUUGAUUAAGACAGCGACGUCCGCGGCUGAACCAAUUCGUGUUUCUACAGAGCGACCAAAACUAUACAAUCAGAACACGAUUACACAAAGUACCGAGGGAACUAGUGUUAUUUUACCACAUGAAACUCAGGUGCACAAAGAAAACUCACAAGCAUAUGAGACGGGAUACGAAUAUUCACAGCCUGGAGUAACCUUUAGGGAAUCAGAAAGGGACUCAAUAAAAGCUCCAGUUUUGGUUUCCGUCGCAGGACCCCAAUCGCAUAGUCAACAAACAUUCCAUACAGUUGAAAAACAAACAAUUUCAUCUCCAAUACCUAGCGCCGAAUUAACGUAUCUUAAACCGGCCGUCACAGUUUUCGAAGAGCCAAGAUUGAAUUACAGCCAACCAUCGACUGUCAUCGACGUUAGGCCCGACGAAUACGCACAAAUAAGCCAAUCCACACAAUAUGUCACGGGCGAUUAUGGCGAUCAAAAAACACAAAAUAACCUCGACUACUCUUAUGAUCAGCCCGAAAUACAAAGAAACGUACACAUAUCUAGCAUCCCAACUUAUUCGGCUGCAAAUGUUGUAUCUCACCAAUAUUUCUCGCAAACGCAAAGGGACACCCGGCCGGAAAAGGUCUUCGUGUCGACUACUCCAUCUUCUUUAAUUUACGAAGAUCACUAUUCGGAAUACGAAGCGCCUAAACAGGGCCAGUCUUUCAAUUCAAAACACAUUGCAUCAAUCCCACGUGAGUAUUAUAGUGUUUCUACUACUCCAACGCCUCUGCAAGAACAGAAAUACAAUGCUGAAUAUGGGCGGGAAUCGUUAGCGAAACUACAACAUCCCGAAGCCCCUGAAAUACAGGUAUCUUAUAAUGCAGAGGAGUACAUACCACCGAAAGAAUUCGUCGCUAUCCCUGCGGUCUCCUCUACUCCAAGAUCCUAUACGAAUAAUCCGACACGUGACUACUUGCCACCUGAUUUGCAGUCCCAAUACCAUACUCCUGAAUAUGAAUCCUCCACAAAGAGUGAUUUCUUUGUAACCCGCACCGAAAAACAAGAUUCUUUAGAAUAUCUGCCACCAGCCCAAAAAUCUUUAUCCCAUGUAAUUAGUUUUGACAGCUUUGGCUACGAUGCUGGAAAAGAAGCUAGUUCUGCAAACAGAAAGCUAGUGAAACAACAACAAGAGUAUUUAGACGUUACUACCGAAGAAUACGUCUUAUCAUCGACCGCACCGCUUCAAAGGAAACCGAAUAUUGUUGUUGAAAAGGCUAAAUCCAAUAUAUUAGGUUUUGGCACCGUCGGUCCAGAUGCUGGUUUAGUUUCUACCUACACUACUUCACAAGCCCCAACAACUGUAGAAUUUCUAUUAUCUACUACAUCAAAAGCAGUCGAAAUUACUCAACCGACGCGAAGAACCCGACCAAAAUAUUCUAGGCCAACUGAGAAAAUUGUCAGUGCAACGCGUGCGUACGAGAGUACGACAUAUCAGGCUCCUGAAUAUUUACCGCCAUCUGGUACGAUUCCAAGUGAAUUGAACAAAUUUGAUUCUUUAUUAUUGGCCAAGAAUAAUCCUUACGAAAGUCGCUUGCCCGAUGGAUACAAAGAAAGUUCUACAUCUACGCCGUCAUAUAAAAGAAAGCAGAAUAUUGUCGUAGAGAUAGCAAAAUCUAAUUCAUUUAUGCUCGACACAGACGUAGUAACUCCUUCUAUUGACGCGGUGACGGUUACUCCUAUCACAUCGACGUCAGCAUCUCAUACACGAGACUUCGACGAGAUAACGUCUGCCCGACUGCCGAUAAGGCGGACGAGACCAAAAAUAGCAGUCGUUACGAAAGUUAAUGAUUUUAAUCCUCUACUAGUGCGAAAAUUAGGCGCAGUAUGCAGUUGUCAAUCUCCAGUUUUAGUACUCAAAGGUAGAAGACCUACGGCACAAACACAGACUGUGGCAGACGAUAGUGGCGAAGAGGAUGUGCCUCGAGGAGAUGUUGAAGAAACUUUCCGCACGGUAACAACUACACCCACUGUUACUCCGACGCUCAAUCCAAUCAUAGUUCCCGAUGAUUCAUUUUAUCAAGAGUAUCAAGAAGCCCCUAACGAUGAUAUUAUUGUCACACCUGGUAGAGGCCGCGCCGAGAACUAUGUCUCGAGCACACCAAUAGUUUCGACAACUAAAAAGCUUGUAAAAGUUAGACCCGGACUCAAAUCUGUAACGGCACCGCCAACGCAUGAAGCGAUACUAUUGAACCGACAUGUUUCGCCAGAGAUCUCUGAAAUCGUAGAAACGGCGAAGAUAGAUACCCAAUCGUUCGAUCGGUACGGUCCGGGGGGGUGGAGAAGCAGAGACGAAACGUUGCAGGGUUCCAUAGAUUGUCAGCGAGUGGGUCUUUUCAGACACCCAAAGCAAUGUAACAAAUUCUACGCGUGCAGGUGGGACUGCACCAAGCAAAGAUUCACUCUGCACGUGUUCAACUGUCCCGUUCAACUAAGUUUCGACCCCAACAUUGGCGCUUGUAAUUGGCCGAGUCAGGGUCCUGCGUGCCAAGGCGACACUCUCCUCGCGAACUCUCUGUAG
Leptosia nina is the source of this 6279-nucleotide messenger RNA. The record is from the annotation of a GenBank genome assembly. NCBI's taxonomy places the organism in Eukaryota, Metazoa, Arthropoda, Insecta, Lepidoptera, Pieridae.